This is a messenger RNA of Westerdykella ornata, 1767 nucleotides long. RefSeq lists its product as uncharacterized. The record is from RefSeq and is a predicted model, not a curated record. Gene Ontology annotation, biological process: cell differentiation; regulation of transcription by RNA polymerase II. NCBI's taxonomy places the organism in Eukaryota, Fungi, Ascomycota, Dothideomycetes, Pleosporales, Sporormiaceae. Gene Ontology annotation, molecular function: RNA polymerase II cis-regulatory region sequence-specific DNA binding; DNA-binding transcription factor activity, RNA polymerase II-specific. Bases 1 to 1767 code for a protein of 588 amino acids. The transcript is spliced from 3 exons.
AUGCAGGCGCCUACCGACGUGAAGGCGUCGCCGGCGACGACGACUCCCUCACCCACUGCUCCUGCAGUCACACCCACCCACACUACGGGGCCUCGCCGACCCCCUCGAAAGAGCACACUCACGCAACAACAAAAGAACCAGAAGCGCCAAAGGGCCACUCAGGACCAAUUGGUUACUCUCGAGAUGGAAUUCAACAAGAACCCCACUCCCACGGCUGCCGUACGAGAACGGAUAGCGCUCGAAAUCAACAUGACUGAGAGAUCGGUGCAGAUUUGGUUUCAAAACAGGCGCGCAAAGAUAAAGAACAUUGCCAAGAAGAGCAUCGAGAAUGGGGACGACUGCAAUGACAUCCCAGAGUCGAUGCGCCGCUACCUUGCGCUACAGGCCAUGGAAUCUGGCAAGUCCCUGGGUGGAAGCCUCCUGGGACGCGCCGGUGGCGCCCUGGCCCCUUAUGGAAGCGGCAUGCUCCUCAACACCGAUACCAGCUCUUCCAAAGUUGUCAUUCACCAUUUUGCCUGCCGCUCGCUGAGCAUUGGCACAUGGCGACGGGUCGGUCAAAGCGCAAUGGACCUCGUCAUCUUCUACUCGCCGGAGAAAUGCUGCGUGACCUACUACAUCAACAACGAUUCGGCUGGCUAUAAGAUUGAGUAUCCUUUCUCUUACAUCAAGAACAUCUCACUGGAGAAUGGAGACAUGACUACCAACGCCGAAGGCGCCUCACAACGCCCUGGAGGGCUUAUUGUUGAGCUCACCAGACCCCCAAACUUCUUCAUGGACUCUUCCGGAUCGGGAGGAUUCUUUCAAUGUGGCGACUUUACCGAGGAGCAGCAGGCAUCGCAGGUACUGGUGCACCAUCUCGGCGGCCAUCCCAAGGUGUUGAGCGGGCAGCUUGCAAAGCUGGUCUCGCUGGAGUCAUUCCAGAACCGACACAACCUGUACGAUCCUAACGCGAUUGCCAUGUCCGCUCCCGUGUCUCCGAUCAACCAUCGCCCAGCUUCGCAGCCAAAUCACAUUGUGCACCCGCACCACCCGCCCAUGGGCAUGUUCAACGAUGCACCGUUCGGUCCUGGUGGCCUCCAGCCUCGUGGGCACAAGCGUCAGCGCAGCCGCUCCGUUCCCGUUGCGGUCGACUUCUCGAUGCUGCGGAACCCGAUGCCUCCCUUCAUGAUCCAGCCACCUGAGCCGUCACCGUACAUACCCAAUCCCGAGAUCUUCGCACCGAUUCCACAGAGCGCGCCUGGUCCUAUCAAUCCGAACCUGAGUAUCGACACCUCAGCCAGCUACGGGAUGGACUUCCGACAGUAUCCCAUGUCGGCCACGACGGCAAACUCUCCUUCGGAAUACGGCACGCCUGCGUUCUUUACGUCGGGUCCUCCUAGCGACAACGUUGCGGCGUCCAACUACGGGCCGCAGUACAGCAUAUCGCCGUAUAUCCAUACGCCCAUGGGUCCGCCUCCGCCGCUGUCGGCAGCGUCGAUGGCGGCUCCAAUGCCGCCUUUCACGGCGCGAGAUCCUGUCAUUGCCAACCAGUCUCCGCCCCUGACGUCGUUUGGCCGUGAUGGGUCGGCAGACGGAUUCCCGAUGAACCAAGAGAAUGGGGUUUCGGAGGAUGCGUUGCAGCUGACGGAUCUGUACGGAAAGCAGACGAUGAACCUGCCUUUUCGGUCGCCGUUGGACGAGAACGUUGACGACAUGAACCUACACGAGCUGGUGUCUUUCGGCACGAUGGACCCGGCGAGCAUGUCUCCGGAGAAUGCGCAGAUAUAG